Messenger RNA from Xiphophorus hellerii (green swordtail), 1523 nucleotides. RefSeq names its product SPOUT domain containing methyltransferase 1 (gene spout1). The transcript is spliced from 11 exons. Lineage: Eukaryota; Metazoa; Chordata; Actinopteri; Cyprinodontiformes; Poeciliidae. The coding region runs from base 75 to 1334 and encodes 419 amino acids. The record is from RefSeq and is a predicted model, not a curated record. Gene Ontology annotation, molecular function: miRNA binding. Gene Ontology annotation, biological process: miRNA processing; maintenance of centrosome location. Gene Ontology annotation, cellular component: mitotic spindle; spindle pole centrosome; kinetochore.
ACUUUUAUUUUAUGCGGAAGUCAACCCGGAAGUAAAUAAACCCACGUGUAGAUAUUGACUGUAGAUGUUGAAAAAUGUCGACCAAUAGUGCAGAGAAAAGACCUAAACCUCCGUCCUCUCAGUUCGGGGACCAGAUUCCCUGGAAGAGAAGGAAAGCAGAAUUAAAGGAGAAACACAAGCAGUGGAAAAAUGCUAAACUCAUCAAACGGUUGGAGAAGCAGAAACAGCAAGAGACUGCAGAAAGAGCGGAGCAGGAGGAAAGCCAGAGUAAAAAAGGUCGAGCUUACACGGUGAGCGUGGCCCUUCCGGGCUCCGUCCUGGACAACGCUCAGUCCCCUGAGCUCCGGACGUACCUGGCGGGGCAGAUCGCCCGAGCCUGCGUCGUGUUCAACGUCGACGAGAUCGUCGUGUUCGACGAGCAGGGGGAAGAUGUCAAGAGUGUCGAAGGAGAAUUCAAAGGUGUUGGAAAGAAGGGCCAUGCAUGUAUUCAGCUUGCCAGAAUCCUUCAGUACAUGGAGUGUCCGCAGUAUUUGCGCAAGUGGUUCUUCCCGGUGCACAAAGACUUACAAUAUGCAGGUUUGCUUAAUCCUCUGGACAGUCCUCAUCACAUGAGGAUAGACGAAGAGUCAGAGUACCGGGAAGGAAGAGUCCUCAACAAGCCGCCGAAACAAGGAAAGGGUUCGUUGGUGAACUGCGGAAUGAGAAAGGACGUGCGGAUUGAUAAACAACUUCAGCCAGAUCUGCGAGUUACAGUGAAACUUACUAAGACACAGAAUCAAGUGUUUGUCCAUGUGUGUGCGCGCACAGAAAGCAGACUUUAUAAAGGUGUCGUCGUGGCGCCUCAUGUUCCCAGAACAGAAGGUGGUCUCUACUGGGGGUACACGGUCCGCCUGGCAUCCUGCCUGAGUUCAGUUUUCACUGAGAGUCCCUUUAAAGAAGGGUAUGACCUGACAGCUGGCACCUCAGAGAGAGGCAGCAGCGUGGACCAAGUCAUUCUGUCACCAUUCAAGCACCUUUUGGUGGUUUUUGGAGGUCUUCAGGGUUUGGAAGCCAGCCUGGAUGCAGACCAAAACCUGGAUGUGACCGACCCCAGCGUCUUGUUUGACCUCUACCUUAAUACAUGUCCAGAUCAGGGCAGCAGAACCAUUAGAACAGAGGUAAAAUGUGAAAAUAGACGGAUAAAGAGAAGCCAACUGCACUGUAAACAUAAUGACAAAGUUUCCAUUUUCGCUCAGUAUUGUAAUUUAAUCUUUCUGUUAACAGGAAGCUAUUCUAAUCUCCAUGGCAGCACUGAGACAGAAGAUCACAGCUGCUUUUUCAGAAGAUUCCAGUAGUUCAUGAAAAAUACUGUAAACACAUCUUUGUGUAGCAUAUCUGAGAAUUACCUUCUGUAAAUAGACAUCGACUUAAUUGACCAGUCUUAAGUUUUUUUCUCUGUUAUGCAGUGGAAACUGAACAUGGUUUGUGCGUUGUCUGUCUUAACAAUGCUUUGAUGAACAGUUCUGAAACAAAAACAAAACACA